AGUCUUUUUGAUUUCUGGCCUCUUUUUGACCCCCUCCCCUCCCCGGUCUCCCCCACCAGACCGCUCUUCCAGGCUCUGCUUUGUCUGCUCCCUCACCGGAACACCUCAGCUCAGCUUUCCCCCAAUACCCCUCGCAUUCUCCCCAGCGAAGCCUGCGUGCUCGACUCUUACAAAAUGGCUCCCUCUGCGACCAACUCGGCCAAAAAUGUCAAGGCCGAGAACUCAAAGUCCGUCAAGGUGCUCGAGGAGCUUUUGGGCAAAUUGACCAUCUCCAAGGCCCAGGACGAGAUCAACGCUGCCUCGCUCGACAUUGCCACCUUCAUCAACGGUGACAUCGAGGAGGGCGAUGCCCCCGUCGCUGCCGUCGAGCUGCUGCGCAAGCAGUUGGGCAACAAGAAGGAUGCUGUAGCCCGCGAGCGUGCGCUGGAUGCCAUUCGCGCCAUUGCCCAGCACUCCACCAUCUCCCCCGCCGUCGAGCCCUACCUUGUCGAGCUUCUCACCAACACCCUCAACGCUGUUGCCGACAAGAUGAGCGCCGUCAAGACCGCCGCACAGCAGGCAUCCGAGGCCAUUGUCUCUGCCGCCAACCCCAACGCCGUCAAGGCCAUCAUCCCACACAUCAUCAAGUCGCUCAGCGAAACCCUCAAGUGGCCCGAAAAGAUGACCGGCCUCAAGUGCAUUGAGAUCCUCGCCAAGAGCGCCCCUGCUCAGCUCGCCUACCGUGUCCCCGAUUUGAUUCCCGUCAUCUCUGGUGCCAUGUGGGAUACCAAGCCUGAGGUCAAGAAGGCCGCCUACGCCACCAUGGAGACCAUCUGCUCUCUCAUCUCCAACAAGGAUAUCGAGCGCUUCAUUCCCGAGCUCAUCAAGUGUAUCGCCAAGCCUGAGAACGUCCCCGAGACCGUUCACUUGCUCGGUGCCACCACUUUCGUCACUGAUGUUCACGAGCCCACUUUGGCCAUCAUGGUCCCUCUUCUCGAGCGUGGUCUCGUCGAGCGUGAGACCGCCAUCAAGCGAAAGUCUGCCGUCAUUGUCGACAACAUGUGCAAGCUUGUCGAGGAUCCCCAGAUUGUCGCUGCUUUCUUGCCCAAGCUGAUGCCUGCUCUCAUCAAGAACAACGAGACCCUCGCUGAUCCCGAGGCUCGUGAGAAGACCAAGCAAGGUCUUGACACCCUCACCCGUGUCGGUCACGUCGAGAACGGCAAGAUCCCCGAGAUCUCCAAGGAUGGUGACAUCGCCACUGUCGCUGGCCACCUCAAGGAGGUUAUUGGUAACGUCGACUCCAAGUUCGAUGUCGUCCUCAACUACGUUGGUGCCAUUGGUGGCCAACUCAUUGAUGAGAAGGCCUACGACCUCACCGAGUGGCAGACCAACGCCUCUGCUUUUGUUGGCGUCGUCACUGGCGACGAAAAGGCCAAGUCCGUCAUCGAGAGCCUCCGCAAGCGCGCUAUCCCCGCUGCCGCUGCCGCUGACGAGGUCGAGCCCGAUGAGGAGGAGGGCGAGGAUCUUUGCAACUGCACCUUCAACUUGGCUUACGGUGCUAAGAUUCUUCUCAACCAGACUCACCUUCGCUUGAAGCGUGGCCAGCGUUACGGUCUCCUCGGUCCCAACGGAUCCGGAAAGACUACCCUUAUGCGCGCCAUCAACAACGAGCAAGUCGAGGGUUUCCCCAAGCAGAACGAGGUCAAGACUGUCUACGUCGAGCACGAUCUUGACUCGGCCGACACAGAGCAGACGGUCAUUGAGUGGACCUGCAAGAAGCUCGAGUCUGUCGGCAUCAAAAUCACUCAAGCUGAGGUUGAGGGCACUCUCCGCGAGUUCGGUUUCACCGACGAGCAGAUCACCGGUGUCAUUACCGCGCUUUCUGGUGGCUGGAAGAUGAAGUUGGCUCUCGCUCGUGCCGUUUUCGAGAAGCCCGAUAUCCUGCUCCUUGACGAGCCCACCAACCACUUGGAUGUCAAGAACGUCAAGUGGCUCGAGGACUACCUCACCUCCUCGCCCUGCACGUCCAUUGUCAUCUCCCACGACAGCAAGUUCUUGAACAACAUCAUCCAGCACGUCAUCCAUUACGAGCGCUUCAAGCUCAAGCGUUACCGUGGUAACCUUGACGAUUUCGUCAAGCGCGUUCCCUCUGCCCGUUCUUACCACGAGCUCAGUGCCUCCGACAUGGAGUUCAAGUUCCCCGAGCCCGGUUUCCUCGAGGGUGUCAAGACCAAGGCCAAGGCCAUUGUUCGUGUGACCAACAUGACCUUCCAGUACCCCGGUACCUCCAGGCCUCAGAUCCAGGACAUCAACUUCCAGUGCUCGCUCGGCUCCCGUAUCGCCGUCAUCGGUCCCAACGGUGCUGGCAAGUCCACUCUUGUCAACGUCUUGACUGGUGAACUCAUCCCCACCAUCGGUGAGGUCUACCAGCACGAGAACAUCCGUAUUGCGUACAUCAAGCAGCACGCUUUCGCCCACAUUGACCACCACUUGGACAAGACUCCCUCCGAGUACAUUCAAUGGCGUUUCCAGACUGGUGAGGACCGUGAGACCAUGGACCGUGCCAACAAGAUCGUCACCGAAGAGGAUGAGAAGGCCAUGGACAAGGUCUACAAGAUCGAAGGUACACCUCGUCGCGUCAUCGGUAUCAACUCUCGUAGAAAGUUCAAGAACUCGUACGAAUACGAGUGCUCUUUCGCCCUUGGCGAGAACAUUGGCAUGAAGAACGAGCGCUGGACGCCCAUGAUGACGGCCGACAACGCCUGGCUUCCUCGUUCCGAACUUCUUGCUUCCCACGGCAAGAUGGUUGCCGAAGUUGAUCAGAAGGAGGCUCUUGCCAGCGGUCAGUUCCGUCCUCUGGUCCGUAAGGAGAUUGAGGCCCACUGCGCCAACUUUGGUCUUGACGCCGAACUCGUCUCUCACUCCCGUAUGCGUGGUCUUUCCGGAGGUCAGCGUGUCAAGGUUGUGCUCGCUGCUUGCUCAUGGCAGCGUCCUCACUUGAUCGUUCUUGACGAGCCCACCAACUAUCUCGACCGUGACUCUCUCGGCGCCUUGUCCAAGGCUCUUCACUCCUUCGAGGGUGGUGUCAUCAUCAUCACUCACUCGGCUGAGUUCACCAAGGGUCUCACCGAGGAAGUCUGGGCUGUCGUGGACGGAAAGAUGACUCCCUCUGGCCACAACUGGGUCCAGGGACAGGGAGCCGGUCCCCGUCUUGCUGAGAAGGGCGAAGAAGAGGAUAAAUUCGACGCAAUGGGUAACAAGAUUGAAGGCGGCACCAAGAAGAAGAAGCUUACGAGCUCUGAGAUGCGCAAGAAGAAGAAGGACCGCAUGGCCCGCCGCAAGCGUGGUGAGGAGGUCUUCUCCGAUGAGGACGAUUAGA
Molecule: messenger RNA, 3358 nt
Organism: Periconia digitata
Lineage: Eukaryota; Fungi; Ascomycota; Dothideomycetes; Pleosporales; Periconiaceae
Source: the annotation of a GenBank genome assembly